AUUUUUUCUUCUUCUUUCAAUUAAAAAAAAAAAAAAUCAUUUUUUCUUCUUUCUUCAUCAUCCGAUUCUCUCACAAACGCAAUCGCACGGCCUUGAGAUGAGAAAAAGGCUGCUCUCUUGACUCUAAUAAGGUUUCUCAAUCCUGUUAGAUCAAUCUGAUUCCCAAAUCUCGCAGCGAAGGAUCCUUUCUAGGGUUUUCUUCGUCUUCUCCUUCUCUCUCUCUGUGUGUGCUAAGAGGUUGCUGAGUCUUCGUAGUGAAUCAUCAUCGAUUGCAUCGGAAGUUCAGAUAAAAGGAGAUGCACCGGGUUGCAAGUUCCGGGAGUAAUGGCGGUUCUGUCCGCGCUCGCAAAGAGAAGAAGCUUACUUAUGUCUUAAACGAUGCCAACGACACUCAGCACUGUGCUGGCGUUAAUUGCUUGGAUGUGUUGAAAUCGUCUGUUUCCAGUGAUCAGAGUUUCCUUUUCACUGGAAGUCGUGACGGUACACUCAAGAGGUGGUCGUUUGAUGAAGAUGCGCCUCUUUGCUCUGCUACGUUCGAGUCUCAUGUUGAUUGGGUGAAUGACGCUGCUUUGGCUGGUGAUAGCACUCUUGUUUCUUGUUCUUCAGACACUACGGUCAAGACAUGGGAUAGCUUAUCAGAUGGAGUUUGUACGAGGACUCUCCGUCAGCACUCUGACUAUGUUAUUUGUUUGGCAGUUGCGGCACAAAAUUGCAAUGUUGUUGCAUCUGGUGGCCUUGGUGGGGAGGUUUUUAUAUGGGAUAUUGAAGCCGCUUUAUCACCAGUUACGAAAGCUAAUGAUUCGAUGGAAGAUAGUUCCUCAAAUGGUGCAAAUGGUAUUGGGAGCUCUCAGCCCGUUGCAAGUUUAAGAAAUGUUGGUUCCAGCAACAAUAUCUCUGUGCAGUCAUCACCAUCCCAUGGGUACGCACCAACAGUUGCCAAAGGCCAUAAGGAGUCUGUCUAUGCUUUGGCGAUGAAUGAUACGGGGACGACGCUCGUCUCUGGUGGAACAGAGAAGGUUUUACGUGUCUGGGACCCUAGAACUGGUUCAAAAAGUAUGAAGCUGAGGGGGCAUACAGAUAAUGUCAGAGUGCUGCUUCUGGACUCGACUGGCAGGUUUUGCUUGUCUGGGUCCUCUGAUUCUAUGAUAAGACUUUGGGAUCUAGGUCAGCAGCGAUGUCUUCAUACCUAUGCGGUGCAUACAGAUUCUGUUUGGGCGCUUGCAUGCACUUCAUCGUUUACUCAUGUUUAUAGCGGUGGAAGAGACCAAUCUUUAUACUUGACAGACUUGGGAACAAGAGAGAGCGUUUUGCUGUGCACUAAGGAACAUCCGAUUCAGCAACUAGCUUUGCAAGAUGAUAGUAUAUGGGUUGCAACAACAGACUCCUCUGUAGAGAGAUGGCCCGCCGAAGUUCAGAGUCCUCAAAAGGUCUUUCAGCGAGGUGGCUCUUUCUUGGCUGGGAACUUGUCUUUUAAUAGGGCGAGAGUGUCAUUGGAAGGACUAAAUCCUCCCCCUGCCUACAAGGAGCCGUUAGUGACUAUUCCUGGAAGCCACCCGAUUGUGCAGCAUGAGAUUCUGAAUAACAAAAGGCAAAUUUUAACCAAGGACGCAGCUGGCUCAGUGAAGCUGUGGAAUAUAACUAAGGGUGUUGUGGUUGAGGACUUCGGGAAGAUAUCAUUUGAAGAGAAGAAAGAAGAACUAUUUGAAAUGGUAAGCAUUCCAUCAUGGUUUACUGUGGACACACGACUUGGGUGCUUAUCCGUUCAUCUUGAGACUCCACAAUGCUUCUCUGCUGAGAUGUAUUCAGCUGACCUCAAAGUUUCCGGGCGACCUGAAGAUGAUAAGAUUAAUCUAUCCCGUGAAACACUGAAAGGCCUGAUGGGUCAUUGGCUAGCGAAGAAGAAGCACAAACCAAAACCCCAAGCUUCUGCCUCUGGAGAUAUUCUAUCCGCAAAAGACUCCAAAAAGAAUCUGACUGCAUCCAAAACUGAAGACAGCAGUGCAGCGAAUGAUCCGGUGUAUCCUCCCUUUGAGUUUCCUUCUGUCUCCCCUCCGUCCAUCAUUACCGAGGGCUCUCAAGGAGGUCCAUGGAGGAAGAAGAUAACUGAGUUUACCGGAACUGAAGAUGAGAAGGACUUCCCCUUGUGGUGCCUUGAUGCCGUCUUGAACAAUCGCCUUCCUCCUAGAGAAAAUACAAAAUUAAGCUUCUUCCUGCAUCCAUGUGAAGGCUCAAAUGUGCAGGUGGUCACACUAGGGAAACUUAGUGCACCUCGGAUCUUAAGAGUUCACAAGGUUACCAAUUACGUUGUGGAAAAGAUGGUUCUUGACAGUCCGUUGGAUAGUUUAGCUAUCGAUGGAGGACCACAGCCUCUGUUUGCAGGAAAUGGACUGCUACCGUCUGGAUCAAAGCCUUGGCAGAAACUCAAACCUUCCAUUGAGAUCUUAUGCAAUAACCAGGUCUUAGCUCCAGAGAUGAGUUUGGCAACUGUGAGGGUAUAUAUAUGGAAGAAACCUGAGGAUCUAAUCCUCAACUACAGGGUGGCUAUAGCUAGAUAACUUUUGAGAUUUGUCACCGGGCAAGUUUCUGAGUGUCUCCAAAUUGGGAAUCUGCUGGUUCAUUUGAAGUCUAUAGCUUUUCAAUGUUUGUUAGUUCCGAAAGCAUAUUAAUCUUGGUUUAGUGUUACUCGGCUUCAUGCUGGCGAAUAAGUCUGCUCUAAAGGAGUUGGGACUCAUAAGAAGUGGGGCUUGAAUGCAGUGCUAUCGAUAAAAGGUCCAAGAUCUUUAGACGAGAUGGUGUCGAAAACUUUAUUAAUCUUUUGUACAUUGGGUUUGUUCUUUGGGAAAGAACAAAAACAAACUUUAUAUAUGUUUUCAGCUGUUCCCUGAAACAAAAAAAUAAAUAACCAAUGCUC
This is a messenger RNA of Brassica oleracea var. oleracea, 2911 nucleotides long. Its product is annotated as WD repeat-containing protein 48. Gene Ontology annotation, biological process: double-strand break repair via homologous recombination; protein deubiquitination. NCBI's taxonomy places the organism in Eukaryota, Viridiplantae, Streptophyta, Magnoliopsida, Brassicales, Brassicaceae. The record is from RefSeq and is a predicted model, not a curated record. Gene Ontology annotation, molecular function: ubiquitin binding. The coding region runs from base 297 to 2555 and encodes 752 amino acids. The transcript is spliced from 19 exons.